CCCUCUGAGCACUUCCACUCUGCUCAGCUCCUGUGCGUGUGUGUGCGAGCGCGCGCGCGUGUGUGAACCCCUUGCGUGUGUGUGUUAAGAAGAGUUUUAUGUGUGUGCAUAGGGUUGUGUGUUUAUCUAAGUGGAGCUGGAGUGCAGCGGUUCAUCAGUUGAGUCGACUGCAGACGGGGGAAUACUCAGAUCUCACUGUGCCGCCGUUUAACUUGCACUCUGGCUUCCUUUUGGACUUUUUUCUCCCCCCAAAGUCUCACUGGACCCUUUCGCAGCAAACUGUGACUCUGCCGCUGCUCUUUCUCUGCCCUCCAGGCACCUCUGCCACCACUGGAGUUACUGAAGAAUUCUUUUUUUUUGCCAGGAAUUUCUACCUGCCUCAAGCUUUGUUUUUUUCUUAUCCUUACAAUUUAUGGAUUUUAAAAUUCACAAUCAGUUCUUUCCACCCGAUUCCAGAUUAACGCCUCAGUACAUCCCCAGUGAAUUCAGACAUGCUCCAGCACAAGAGAGGAGCUCAGUGAAUGUGUUCAGGUGUGUGCGCGGCACUCUCUGCAUUGUGAGUGAGUAACCGAGGGGCCUUUAUGGUCACAUGGACAUCUUGAUUGCUUUUUCAUUGCAAUGGAAAAACUAUGAGAGUUUGAAUAGCAAAAACGCGGUACUGUAACUAUGGAAACGGUCAGUGCUGUCGGAGGCAUUUUGGGCUCAGGUGGAUGCUGAUCCUGACCAGGAAUGUUCUGAACUCUUUUGGAAUUUGGGUUCCCCUGGAAACGGAUGGAAAGGUGUGACGUUUGUGUCCCAUCGCGGGUGUGAGAGGUGAACCUGGUCGUCCUUCACGGAGGAGCAGCGGAUAUACCCAAACAAACGUUCGAGAAGCGAGGAAGACAUUAUAAAGAAGACCGGAGACAAAAACUCCGCUAAAGCACAAACAACAAGGGACAGACUUUGUCUUGGGCUUGUGAGGUUCAGCUGAUCCCGAAUGCUCAACAAAAACCGCUGAACAUAAGACAUUAAUCAUCAGUGGAUUCAACAAUAUAAAAACUACAGUAAAUUCACUUGACAGACUUUGCAGACACAGUUUCAGUCAGCCAUUGAAAGAAAGGAGAUUGCUCUCAAACGUGUCAAGAUGAUGACCAUGAUGAUGAUGAUGGCGGCCAUGAUGGUCACCUGCAGCUCUCUGUUCCUGCUGGGUCUGGCCGCCGCCCACGCGUCCUCCAGCACCGUGACCCGCGCGUCCUCGGCACCUUCGCCCUCCUCUUCCUCUUCGUCCUCGUCCUCCUCACCGCGCAUGAAGCUCUCAUACAAAGAGUUGCAGCAGUUCCAUGGCGUGCGCCGGUUCGAGCUGGAUCGCUCCUGCUGCUUCAGUGCUCUGCUGCUGGAUGAAGAAAGAGGCCGCCUCUUCGUCGGGGCCAAGAACUUCCUGCUGUCGCUCUCACUGGACAACAUCGCCAAGCAGGAGCACAAGAUCUACUGGCCUGCUCCUGUCGACUGGAGGGAGGAGUGCAACUGGGCUGGCAAGGACAUCACUUCCGACUGCGUGAACUACGUGAAGAUCGUGCACCACUAUAACCGCACCCACCUGUACGCCUGUGGAACUGGGGCCUUCCACCCCACCUGUGCAUUUGUAGAGGUGGGAAACAGGAUGGAGGACCAUGUGUUCAGGAUCGACCCCUCCCAGGUGGAGGACGGGAAAGGGAAGAGUCCGUAUGACCCUCGCCACAAUGCUGCCUCUGUGCUCAUUGGUGAUGAGCUGUAUGCUGGCGUGGCCACAGACUUAAUGGGGCGUGACUUCACCAUCUUCAGAAGCCUGGGCAGACGGCCCUCCAUCCGCACCGAACAGCAUGACUCACGCUGGCUCAAUGAACCCAAGUUUGUUGGUUCCUUCUGGGUCCCAGAGAGUGAAAACCCUGAUGAUGACAAGGUAUUUUUCUUCUUCCGCGAGACGGCGGUCGAGGCCCAGGGACUUGGAAAAUCCACCUACUCCCGAAUCGGACAACUCUGCAGGAAUGACAUGGGCGGUCAGCGGAGUCUGGUGAACAAGUGGACGACAUUCCUCAAGACCCGUCUGAUCUGCUCGGUACCAGGAGCCGACGGCAGCGACACGUACUUUGACGAGCUGCGCGAUGUGUUUCUACUGCAGACAAGGGACCGAAAGAAUCCUCUGGUCUACACUGUCUUCUCUACAUCCAGCAGUGUAUUUAAGGGCUCAGCUGUGUGCCUUUACUCCAUGAAUGACAUCCGGAGGGCCUUCCUGGGGCCCUUUGCUCACAAAGAGGGGCCUAACUACCAGUGGGUCCCCUUCCAGGGAAAAGUCCCAUAUCCGCGCCCAGGAAUGUGUCCCAGCAAGACGUUCGGCAGCUUUGAAUCCACGAAAGGUUUCCCGGACGAUGUGAUCCAGUUUGCCCGUCACCACCCUCUGAUGUACAAUCCGGUCUACCCCAUGAGCCGACGGCCCGUCUUCGUCAGAACCAACGUGGACUACAGCUUCACGCAGAUCGCCGUGGACAGAGUCAGCGCCGCCGACGGACAGUACGAUGUCAUGUUCAUCGGCACAGACAAGGGGACCGUACUGAAGGUCAUCAAUGUCCCCAAGGAGAGCUGGAACAACAUGGAGGAGCUUCUACUGGAAGAGCUGGAGGUCUUCAAAGACGCAUCAUCUAUCAUCAACAUGCAGAUCUCAUCAAAACGGCAACAGCUGUAUGUCGGCUCCGACACCGGCAUCGCCCAGGUUCCCCUCCACCGCUGCAGUGUGUAUGGGAAGGCCUGCGCCGAGUGCUGCCUGGCCAGAGACCCGUACUGCGCCUGGGACGGGACAUCCUGUACUCGCUACCUGCCAAACACCAAGAGGCGUUUCCGUCGUCAGGAUGUGAGGAAUGGAGACCCCAACACGCUCUGCUCCGGAGACCACCAUAAGCACCGCGUGGCGGAGAAGAAGUUGUACGGAGUCGAGGGAAGCAGCACUUUCUUGGAGUGUAUCCCCAAAUCCCUUCAGGCCAAAGUGACCUGGACCUUCCAGAAAAAUACACAGAACCCACGAGAAGAGGUGCGUCUUGAUGACCGCAUCCUCGAGACAGACAGAGGCCUUCUGAUCCGCCGGGUCCUGAAGAGAGAUGUCGGCAUCUACCAGUGCCACGCCAUGGAAUACGGCUUCACCCAAACUUUGCUAGGCAUCACCCUGGAAGUCAUACCCUCAGUGUCCUCCUCAGUCUCCAAUCUACCCUCUGACGCCCCUGUCCGCAGCGGAGGUGGGCCAGCAAUGACCAACCAAAAGCUUUGGUACCGGGACUUCAUGCAACUGGUGGACCACCCCAACCUGAACACUGUCGACCAGAUAUGCGAGCAAGUUUGGGCACGAAAGAACGCCGGCAGUGAGCAGGUUGAUAAGGUCUUUCCUGCUCCUGGGAAGGACACGCUGUCUGCGGGUCCCGCUGUGCGCCCGGCGAACAAGAAGUGGAAGCAUCUCCAGGAGAUAAGGAAGGGGAGAAACCGCCGGACCCACGAUGGGAAACCGAACCCUCGUGCACCGCGCAGCGCGGGGGAGUAACGGCGUGGAGAGCGAGAUGCAGGGAGAAAAAUAAUGACUGAGCGUGACAGAAAGAGACUGAUAGACCAAGUACUCCUGGAGGUGUUCACACACACACACACACACACACACACACACAAAAACACAAACACACACACACACACACACUCACACACACACACAGCGCCUCCUCUAUUGUGUAUAUUUAUCAAUGGAUGCUCCCACCAUACUGUACACCAGUCCCAGAGUCCUCGUCCCACCGGCCAGCCCCUGCAUGUGCUGCCUUACUGCCCGAAUUGAUUCUGCACGACCCCUUUAGACUGUUCACUAGCAUAGUUGCGUGUUGAAGCAGGUACGUAGAAGUAAACCCAUCUAUAUCUGCGGGCAAUAAACUCACACACUCACCUGUCCCUACUCCCUUUACCACUGACUGUAAACGGUGGGUUUCAUGGCGCAGGAUGACCCAUCUUCAUCAUCUACACGCCGGCCAAACAUGUAAUAUGUGGACAGUGGGUCACGGUACGAACACCCACUCUCUGGGCUACACCACUUGGGGGAAGAAGAAAAAAAACAGCCCCACAGUUUGCUAUCUCCUCACGGAUUUUUUUCUAAUCUGAAGAUUUAAUACAAAUGUAGACAAAUGGUGGACUUGGACGCGAUGUUCACAAUGGGAAAGACUGAGAAAUGUGACAGCUGGAAUAUUCUCGCAUGUUGCAGUCUUUAACUGGAAACACACAGUCUGUGUGCAAUUGCAAAAAGCCUACAUACGGUCACACAGUCGAAACGUUGUUUCUACAUGAAUCGACUUCCUGUGGUGCUCCCGGUGCACAUAUUUCUAUUGAACUCACUUUUCACACGGCUCCGUGCAUGUGCACAUUACAUAAAGCAGUCACAGAUGACGUAGAGAUGUCUGCAGUGUGGGCCAGCCUGUGGAAUAGAUCAGCAUGGUGCCGGACCGAUUUCACUAUAAACUGCAUACUAUUUAGCGGGUUUCUAAGUGGUUUCCUUAGGCACACUGAGGCACGUCGCAGCAAAAUAAAUCACACAGUACAAUUCAGUUAUGUUUAGAGAGCAGUCGUAUCUCGCCAGAUGUGAUUAUAUUGCUUUACUGGUCCAAACCACUAGAGAAUGAGGGGUGAAAAAAACUACUGGCAUUCCAUGAUGUGAGAGAAAGAUGAGAUGUUUACAGUACACAGAAGAAGAAGUCCACCUCUGAAGGCCCUUAUCGUACCUGGAUCACAUCUAAACACAUUUUAACUGUGUCUCGUGUGGCAUCUCUGACAAACUUAAAUAUUAUAAUUAGCAUUGAAAGUGCAUAUAGAAAAAAGGCGUUAAUCCAAAACCUCACUAUAAAAUUCAUUAUUUAUUGAUUUUUAUUUGACUGUGUUCAAUGGUUUGUAUAUUAAUAUAAAGAGUCAUGAACACAGCGGUUUGGGUGGAAAGCAUGAAAACAACAACCAGGAGGAAGACGAAAGAUAUUAGUGGACUCCGAGUAUGACAACCCACAUUUCUGGGCUUCAGUACAGUAUAUAUAUUUGCAUGAUAUUUAUGAGUGAAAAUAUGAUAUUAUUUUUGUUUCUUUUAAUACUAAAUGGUACUUUUACUCUUUGCUUUUUUCUCCCACUGUUCUUGCAUAUGUCGUUGCUGAAAGAUACUUAUAUGCACCUAGAAUGAAAUGACAUUCAGCACCGAUACAAAUGACAGAAAACUGUUCCUCUGUGCUACCCACAAUGCAUUUCACCUUUGGCAAAAAAACCCAACAGAACACCUUCCCUCUGACUUCAUACUCUGUUGUGGUAAGUGUACAGUCACUACUAUUGAAUUUUGCUGCUUACAGUCAUUACUUCCUAAUGGACGAUUAGUACAAUGAGGUCUUCCUUCUCUCUGUCUUUAGUCUGAUCUCUCUCUGUGUAUAGUCUGUAAAGAAACCCUGUUCGUUGGUUGUCUGUGCUAACAUGAUGUGUGUAGCCUGCCCCCUAGUGUCCAUUGUGUGUACAUGCUCCGAUGAGGAGCCUACCUGUGGUACCAUUCUUCAUUAUAACCAUAGUCUUAUCAAAAUGAAAGAAAGCCACUGACCUUGUAGGAUAAAACAUUCAAAUAUGUUUUGCAUUCAUGAUUUUAGUGGUGGACACGUGGUCUAAUUUGUGCUGCUGCCGUACAUUUCUCACAAACAUAGCGGCUGUAAAGCAUUUCCAGUAUACUCGAGACACAAAUGUAUUUUUGUAACAGCGUUCAUACUUCUGCAUUGGGCUUUGGAUGUGUCCAUUAAUUCACACACAGAACUGUGAGCCAAAAUGGCGUCCGUGUUAAAGUGAAAGUUCUUUUGGAUACCGGGAAAACAGGAGGCAACACAAACUAGGUCUGAGUGGAUUCUAGAUGUA
Molecule: messenger RNA, 5901 nt
Organism: Scophthalmus maximus (turbot)
Lineage: Eukaryota; Metazoa; Chordata; Actinopteri; Pleuronectiformes; Scophthalmidae
Gene: sema3b
Product: sema domain, immunoglobulin domain (Ig), short basic domain, secreted, (semaphorin) 3B
Exons: 18
Coding region: 1124-3541 (805 amino acids)
Biological process (GO): negative regulation of axon extension involved in axon guidance; neural crest cell migration; positive regulation of cell migration
Molecular function (GO): chemorepellent activity; semaphorin receptor binding
Source: RefSeq, a predicted model, not a curated record